CCGCGCCGCGGGGCAGAGCUGCGGAGCGGAGGAAGCCGCGGCAUCCCCGCCCUGCCCGGCUCCCCGCAGGCCAGGGGCUGGGCUCUCCCCGCUCCCCGCCGGGCGAGGCAGCGCCGGCCACCUCCCCUUCUGCUCUUCCUCCUCCUCCUCCUCUCCGCCUUCCUACUUCUGCGCCGGCACCGCUCCGGCUCCGCCGCUGCCCCCCGAGCCGCCGGGCUUCCCCCGGAGCCCAGCCCUACCCGCCGCCCCCUCCCCGUCCCCGGCGCCGCCGCCGCCGCUCGCACAAGAUGGCGGGGACCGUGGCCGAGCGGGACGCGCUGAAAAUAGAGGACGGGCAUUUAAACAACUCCCUGGGAUCCCCGGUGCAGGCUGAUGUGUACUUCCCUCGGCUGAUCGUCCCCUUCUGCGGGCACAUCAAAGGAGGGAUGCGACCGGGGAAGAAGAUCCUGGUGAUGGGCAUCGUGGACCUCAACCCCGAGAGCUUUGGCAUCAGCCUGACCUGUGGGGAGUCGGAGGAUCCUCCCGCGGAUGUGGCCAUCGAGCUGAAAGCCGUGUUCACAGACAGACAGUUCAUCAGAAACUCGUGUGUAGCUGGAGAAUGGGGAGAAGAGCAGUCAUCUAUUCCUUACUUCCCAUUUAUACCGGACCAGCCUUUUCGGGUUGAGAUACUUUGUGAGCAUCCCCGUUUUAGAAUAUUUGUGGAUGGACAUCAGCUCUUUGAUUUUUACCACCGUAUUGAAACACUGUCAGCAAUUGACACGAUAAAGAUAAAUGGAGAUCUUCAGCUUACAAAACUUGGCUGAACUUGUUAGAACUGUAGAUUCCAAACCGGCUCAGGUGCCAUCGUCUGUGUGGAGAAGUGACAGCCAGCUCUGGACACAACUAUAGUAGGAAGGCUGUUCCUUUUCUGUGUGCAGUUCUUCACGCCUGUGCCGAUGAACUGGGCUGUUGUCUAUCCUAAUGAAGAACACUGAUGGUUAAUAGACAUUGAGCCAUUUUUCUUUGAUCAAAAUAGCCCACUUGUGCUGGAUAAUCAAGUUGGAAUGGAUUCGGAAAGACUUGCAGUCUUGUUUCAAAUCUCACAGAAAGGCUAUUUCUGAAACACAGCACUAAAAUCAGUUACUGCACAGCAGUAACAACAACAACAAAAGGCUUUUAUUUUGCAAAUAUUGUUUCUGCACUGAAGUGGAGUAGUGUAGCACAACGUAGGGCCACAUAUUGACGUCCUUACCCAGGGCCUGAGCCUGGUUCCACGGAAAUCAAUGGCAAAUCUGCUAUUCACUUUAUCGGGGUACAAUCAAACUGUUUAGUCCUUAGUCAAGCACAACUCCCAUUGAUUCCUAUGGGAUUUUUGCAGGUGCCCAAGGGCGAGAUCUGCUGCUGGUGUUAAUCAGCUAACCUCCAUGGCUUGCAGUGGCAUCCUGCUGAUUGCUCCCAGCCGCUGAUUUGGUCCAAGGACUGUGCAAAAAACUGAAUGAGGGUAUGAGGACACUAGCCUGUAUAUUUUAGUCAGGGUAUUUGCAUAGAAUGUAGAUUGUUACAAGUUUUUGCACAAUGUACUGUUAAUACAAUUUUUAAAGCUUAUCUGUAGUUUAUUUAUUUAUACUCAUUGUAUGUAUUAGUAAAAAUGAACAAUCUUACUGAUCGUUAAGAACAGCAAAGUGUAAACAUUUUGAAUGUACAAAAUGUCUUGGAUUCUUUGGGUAAACACUACAUAUCGUUCUGGAAAAUUCAUGUUUCUUAUUGAACAUUGAAUUACAUUUUAACGGAGCCCUCUGGGCCCUGGGAAAAUGUGGGCAUGGUAGAUGGUGGGGGGAGCUCUUUGCAUAUAUUCACUAGACUGUUUUUCAGGGCUUACUAACUUUGCUGUGCAGGAUAGGUUUGAGUUAAAGUCAAUGUGUUUUUAAAAAUUAAAUGGCAAGUUUGUAGCUGUGCUUUUAUAACUUGAGAAAAAGUUAAAUUUGGCAGUCUCUUAGUUCAGCAAGAGAACUAGCCUCUUUCCAGGGGAGAUGGGAGAUUUCUUUUGCACUCAUUUGAGAACAUAUUCGGCCUUUGAUAUGACAAUUAAAACUUGUCUAGACAGCCAAGUUAUUAAUGCUUGAAAAUCAUCCACUGCACAUGAAUAAUAACUUUUCAAGUAGCUUUUUAACUAGUAGGUAUAGCUGUAUAAACAGAGUCAUUGUGCUACACUAUAAAUGAACACAACCACUUUUCUUGACUUCUUUAGGACUAAAUGCGCUUUUUCCUUGCCUGCUCACAGUAGACCACGGCAAGUCUUUCUGAGUAGUUAUAAUCAUGAUAUAAACAUAUAUUUAGGCAAUUUUGAAGACGUGUAAUGUAGGGACACAAUAUAAAAACAUUCUUUGUAGCACAGUAUUAAAAAAAAAAAAGAGAAAAAAAAUCUCACAAACAGAACUAUAUUAAGCUUGCAAUAAAGAAGUGUUUCAAAGCAACCAGAACUGGAAUAUCCAAAGUGAAGGGUAGCAUGCCAGUUGCAAAGCCUCAUUUUGUGCUAAUUUGGCCUGCAGUUAAGAAGCCUUAGACUGCAAGCUGAAAUUCCAGCUAUGGCUCUAGUCCAAAGGCUGCUGAGGUCAACCAGAGUCCUCUGAGCACAAAGGCAUAGAAGCCUGAUUCUUACUUCACACAAGUGCAGAUCUCUCUGUAAAGCCAGAGGGUGGUGCUGCUGUGAACGAGUUAAGGAUUGGGUUCCCACCUACAAAGUGAAUUAAUAUUGGAAAUUUUAGCCUUAACAUUGAAGUCCCCUGACUUUUUUUCCUUUUUCAAAAUUAAGAGAAAACCUGUUGUUUUCCAGAUGAUCUUUUUAUCUGGUGUAUUAAGUUGUACAUUAGAUUCUGUUUGUACUCCCGAUUGAACCUCUAUAUGAAAUGUUCCUGUUUUGCUCUGUUUUUACUCUUCUCCAUGAUUCACGAUGACUGUGUCAUUUUUUUUGUUGUAUGAAGAAUGCUGACAGUGUUUUGCUACAAAAUAUAUUCUUAAAAAUGAUGAUAAUAAAAAUCCAAGGGAAAGGUGCUUCCACGUGAGCUGCUCAGAUUUUUCUCCAGCUUUGGAACAGUCUGUAGCUCCAAAGCAGAUGCAAGCAGAAAAUGAAUUCUGUUUGGAGAGACGUUUGAUGCCCACCCUGUCUAGUGUUUUCUCUAACUAUGCAUGUGAAGCCAUGUUUUGUGAUGCAGAGCCAUUGCCUGAGGCUGUCCUGCUACUCCAGAGGGCCACACAGUAGGAGGCUGGAGGGAGCAGCACUGUGACCCUGCAGCAGCACAAAACCCAAAAAGAUCUCUCUGACAGCACAAGGCCAAUAGAGAUUCCUGCUCCAUGCCUUUGCUGUAGCCCAGAAUAAGGGGUUUGGCUGACUUGAAUUUUCAGCCACUUGAGACUCCAGUAGCUGCAGUAGCUUAGUGCAGCCCUCAGAUUUUUCAUGACCUGUACGGUCUUGGCACAGCACAGAGUGUACGCCAAGCAUGCUGAGAUGAACUGUACAGACGUCUCUAUCAGCAGCAAAGACCUGGUGAUAACCAUCCUGCCUACUUUCCCACCUCUGUACCAGGCACACUAGUUGGUUCCUGCUCCAGUAGUCACCUGGCUCAGCAAAAUGCUAUUUGGAACCUCGUUCUUGUUUUGCCUAACUCAACUGAGUGGCACCCACCACCUGCUUCUGCCCUGUCGUGGUUUCUGAGCAGGGCUUAGAGGCAAGAACAGCUGUAAAGCCACUUUUGCUGGGCAGUGGUUUGGCUGAGAACUCAAGAAAGGGCAGAAAGUCACAUUUAGAGUUUCCACAUCUGUUUGUGUGUUUAACAGAAUGUUGGAAGCCUUUUUCUUUUGCUCUCAGGCAGUACCAGGAAGGAUUAUGGCUCUGUAACCAAGGGCUGUCCCAUGUGUGCUUGGUUUACUUGGCUAACUGCAUUCAGAAGCUGGUGCAGUGCAAGUCAGAGAAAACUUGGGCCUUAAAUGUUUCUGUUCAGUUAGACUUUGGGUUAAGCCCAAAUGUUUAAGAUGGGAGAUUGCUGUAAAAUUUAUAUCUGAAUUCUGUCUCCAGAAUUUAGGGAUUACUCAGAUGUUUAUUUGGGGUAUAAAGCCCUACUAGACAUGAAAUUGGAUUGUUUCCAAACUGGGACAGUCAUUGGGUUUUCAAAAUGCUUUUCAGUAGGCAGUGGUAGUCUGUGAACUACUUGGAAGCUGCAGUUCCUCAGGAGCAAGUGUGUGUGUUAGCCAACUUUUGAGAUCUGCUAGAAUCUAUGAGCUAAAUAUUUCUGCAGUUUCCUCUAAAUGAGGAAAUUAUUUCUGAAAUGAAAGAAGUCUUGAAUGGGUAAAAGCUUUGGAGUGUAAUCCCUUAGCAUAGCUUUAUUAUUUUUUCCAAAAGGGAAAAAAACAAAAAAAUACCAAAAAUAUCCACCCCUGAAUUACACAGUUAAAUUUGGAAUUGGCUGUGAUAAAGCUGAUGGCUCUUUCUUUCUUUCUUUCUUUCUUUCUUUCUUUCUUUUCCUUUCUUCCUUUCUUCCUUUCUUAAGAAAUAUGAGUUUAUUGACUACUCAGAAAGAGCCUUGAAAUAUGCUGGGUGAUGUGAGGUAGUCUGUCUAAACAUAUUUCACAUAAAUGCUUUUUCACAGUCAAGUUGUAAAAAUGUUACAAAACACCUUCUUUUCGUGGCACAACUAGAAAUGGUUGCCCCACCUUGAAAGAACAUUUUGUCCUAAAUAUUCAUGUGUUGUCUCUGUGAACUUGCACUAACAUAUAUUAUAUUCUCCCUCCCCUCCUUGACUAGCUUGAGAAAAAAUAGGCGUAAUAUUGCUAAACCGGUUGAAUGUAACAUCUGCUUGAGGCACAGCAUCUUUCUCAAGGGCUGUUUUGAGUAAACAGCCUGAAAACCAAAGAGAGAGCCUGAUUCACCAUAAUGCUGUGCCAGCCUUCCACCCUUGUCACUCUCCUGAAGUGAGGCUGAGACUGAAACCCUGAGAUUUUCAUGUGAGAGAGCAGCACUGAGAUUUUAUCUUCUGGAUUUAAAAAUUCGCUAUGGAGGAAAUGAGAACAGAGUAACCACAGCACUUCCAAGCUUUCUACUGGUGGUGUUGUAGCAUGAUGUACUGUAGUCCUAAUGGAACAUGAGUUUAGAGACAGGUAGUGGGCAUUUCAGAGGCCACCAAGAGCCCAGUUCUGCAGAGCCAGUAGUGGAGGCUCUGAGCAACCUUCCAGCACCCUAGAAUGGAGAUGACAGUGUGAGCAGGCAGAGUCAAGCUGAGGGCAGACCUAAAUGCUUACCAUGACAAGCACAGCUUUCUAUUUGUCCACCAAAGGCUAGGACUACAUAGUGACCUAGUGAAAUCUGUGGUCAUUCUAGGCUUUGUUCUGAUUUUCUCACAUGGAUCAGAAAAUGUACAGGUAAAAGUUGCUGUAUGAUGCGUGGGGUUAAAAUGAAGGCCAACCCAAAUGGGGAGAAAAAAUGAGCUACUGACGCUUUAUCUGGCUUUGAUACACCCUCCCAGCUCCUCCCAGCAAUCACUGCUGUUACAAAUAUGCACAAUUACUAUAACAAGGAGAUUCAGCAGCAUGUGCAAGAUCAAAAUAAUAAACUCAUGCUUUGCCACGGGCUUUCCUUAGCUUCUGUUGCUAGGCCUUUCCGUCUGUCUGUCAACAAAUAGCUAAAUCCUGCUGCCUUUAAAGUUCAUGGCAAAAUGCCUUUUGACUUCUGUGAGAAUAGGUCUGUAAGAAAAGGGGUAAUUCCAGCCCUCUCAGCUGGGAAAUACUCUAAAAAUCUGUUCUUUCAUUUUCCCGAAUUUCAGCAUCAAUAGAGGACUAUUUUUGUCUGCAUUAUUUGCUUGAGUAGAAUCGAUAGAAAGCACAGUCUCUCCCAGCUGCAGUAACACUGGUUUCACAGUUAGCUGAUGAAAUGUUUUAUGUUCAUUAUCUUCUGAUUUUAAAAAGUGAGGAUGUGCACAAAAUGACGUGGCAAUAAUAGUAAUGUGUACCAUUCACCACAGAUCUAUUUUUAUGUGUUGUGCCAAUUUCAUAAUGGACUUUUAAUAACAAUAAAAUGUGAAAUCUUCACUGCAGUUUUAUUUGGUCUUUUAUAACAAUUGUUAAUACUUGUUACACAUGCAAUUUACUUCUUUUCCCUUCUGAGUGUUUUUCAGACAUAGCUAAUUCUUCCUCUAAUAAAGCUGUAGUGUGGCAGUUUGGAAUUAGAAGUGUUUCUUUGGUAGCAGCUUGUGUAAAACUCCUUUAAAAUUUAAACACUCUAUGCACAAUCAAAUAACUAUUUUAGAGGAAAGAAUAACUUGCUUACUCAUGCAAAACACUCACUGACAUCACUGGGCAGUGUAAACUGCAGGAGUUAACAGGCAUGUCUCAGAACAGGACAGGACAUGAGACUCAGACAGCUGAUGACUUCUGCAUGGGAUAAAACAGCCUCUCUCUGCAGCAUAACUCACACACGCACUCCCAUUCACUCUGGUGGGACAAGAUUCAUGGAUUUGUGGUGAGCAAAACCACAGCGUCAGCUCCAGAAAGGUGGUAUUAUGGGAUCCAGUGUUUCACUUGUUGAUGUGAUCCUAGAUGAAGCUCACGUUAAAAUCAUUAAGUGCAAGAGAAAGCUUCAAGGUCUCAGCUUCUUCAAGUUAAAGCUUUUGGGAGAACUAGAAUCAUCCAGCAAGAAAAGACUAUACCCUCCAUCAAGUUGUGGCUAUAAGAAAUAAGCUAGAUUUCUGAGAGAGACCUCACUAUUCAAAGAACAGUGAAGUAGCAGAUGAACAACAUUUGACUACCGCCAGCUGCAUUUUUUUUCCCAAUAAAAUGAUAAGGAAUCAGAUGUUCCCCAAGAGCUUGGAUCUGUGGCCAUCCUUGCUCACAGACAGCCCGACAUUGGCCUUUUGUUGCUACACACAAUCCUAAAAAGAGGUAUGUUAAGAACUCUAGAGAACACAAGAUUCAAACAGUAUUAAAUAAUGUAAAUACAAACCAGAAAUAAGGAGAACAGACAGAAAUACAACACGCAGAAAUCUGUAUGACAUCAAAAAGGAACACUGAUUUGAUUCUGAGCCAGCAGGAAUUUCCUGCUAAUCAUGUUUCCAAUUUCCAGCAACCAUGAUGAGCUUAAGACAAGAUUUUACAUUAGCAAGUGUCUCCAAUAGCCCCAGUAUAGUCUCAGACUUCAUCUUUCCUUCACAGGAGUGGGGGUAGCAAUGCUGCAAAUACAUGCAUUCACCUUGCUUUCCCUCAGAUCCCCUCUGUGUCAGGAGUCUUGGCAGGAUCUGUGCUCUGUGACCCCAGCCAGCCCAUAGCAGAGGAGUUGGAACUGGGUGGAUUUUAAUGUCCCUUCCAACCCAUGACUUUCUAUGAUGAUUCUAUGUCCCAAAGGGUUCUGGUAUAGGUUGAGUGUAAGCCCCAAACCUCCACCGCUACAUAAGUUCACACACAUUUGAUAUCUUAAGGCAUGGGCAUGUUAGAAAGGCCUCUGCACAAGAUUCAGACUUGGCAGAGCACCCACCUCUUGUAAAGGCAGCACUGAGUCCAUGCCAGACAGCAGAACUGCAGCAAAGUGUCUGGGCGAAUUUCCAAAAGGGGUGUACAUAUACCCAAUUUCACUGCUUGCAUUGGCUAACCCCUACAGAAACCCUUGAAAAGCUCUCUCCUUGAUCUGUAAUACUGAGUAAACUCCAGGCAUGAGAUCUGGGUACCUGUUGCAACAAAUGCCAUGUGCACUUCUCUCCCAUUCAGAUCAGCACUGUGUAUAAAUCACAGCUGGACCUUAUUUUAGUAGAGUGUUUCUGAUCUUGAAGCCAAGUCAAUUUGUGCUGAGGGAUUUACUCACAGGAAUACCACAAAUACAUCUCUGCUAGCACUGCAGUGGAUCUUAUUUUUAAAUGAUGACAUUCACCAUUCUUCUAAGAAUAGAGACUGGCUCCAAAACAUCUCGUCAGCUUCAGCAUUCUCCAAGGGUUACGUAUUUCUCAUCCUGUUCAGGUUUUAAAGCUUCAGUUUCCACACUGCUGCCUUGCUAGACCAGGGCUGUGAUGCAAGAUGGGUCAUUUUGUGAAAAACACUAAGAAGGAUGUGUCUUUCAGCAGCUUUCUAUGCAGACAGCUGAAGGAGAUGCACAAGUCAGCCUUGGCCCUCUGAGGAGAUGGUGAAAGAGAGCUAUGUUGAUACCUGGCUUGCAGAACAGGGCUUCCUCAUGACUCAGAAAGAUAUGAACAAAAGCCAGGUAAAUUUAGAAAAAACAUCACAGAAGCUGAAGAGCAAAUUUUAGUGGCAGAGAAAAGAGGAGGACUUUAGUACUAAACAAUCUGAUAUUAACAGCAAACAGAUUCUACCUUGGUGCUCCAGAGGCUGUAGGCUGGUGUAGCUCCAACUGAGCCGAGCCAAAGCUCUGUGCAGUGGAGCAGGCUGCCACCAAGUGCUGAUGGAGCUACCAGAAGUUUUUGAGACGUGCUUUGUCUGGCCCCAAAAACCCUUGAGUAGGGAAAAAAAGCCAGUGCUGACAGUAUUGUUAUGUAUGACAAGCUACAGUAGCUGUUCUAGCACUGCAAGACUGAAGAGGCAAAGAGGAUUCUUUCUUGGCUGCUCUCUCAGAAAUUUUGUUUAAUGGGAAAGAAAAUCACGUUCUAGAAAAGAGUCAGACCAGAACUAAAGAUAGAAUAUGGUUAUUGGUAGAAGAAACAUUCUUUGGAAAGUAGUAGAUUAAUUACAAUCUCCUGAGGAAAACAAAGUAUUUGAAUUUACAAGUAGAGAGGCCACAUCAACAACAGCAUAAUUCCUUUCAUGCUCCAGCUUUAUAAGAAAGACACAAAGAGCUUCAACAACUAAAAUACAGACCCUGAGGGGCAAAGCUGGGAGAAACUCUGGAUUACUGAAUGGAUGUGGAACACAGCUUCCACAUCCAUUCCCCAUCAUUUUCACUGCCUUUUCUCAGAGGUGGCAGUUCCUCUCCAUGAGAACCAUCGCUGGAAACCCCACAGCCAUUGUACUUCAGAUACUUACUUCACAGCUUUAUGCGUCCUUUAAAGACACCAAUCAAGGUGUUUAUUUAGCAACACUCACUGAAGAACUUCAAAGAGCUGACAGACUUGACAAUUCACAUUAAUUCCUGAAUGCUCCUUGCCAUUUCUAGUAUUACUGCUGUCAUUCUCUCGGCACAGAGCCUUAACAAGACCUUCUCAGAGAUCAGUGCUGUAACUUGAAAUAUGUGGAUCUGUACAUACCUAAUGUUACAUUGCUUUGAUUUCUGGCUACAACAGGGAAGUACUGCUCCCAGGUCCUCUCUUCACCCAUCAGGCAGACACACUCUUUUGUGCCAAAAUACUCAACAGUAAGGUGAAUAAUGCUGUACACAGCUUCUGAGAUGCGAUGGGCUAUCCAUAAUGCAAAAUCUUUACAAAAGUAGAGUUUUUUUUAAUGGUAAAGUUUGAAUGGCAUUAUACUAUUUUUUUGCAGUCUGCACUGCCUCACAGUGCUUUUGCCUGCCAUUUAAAUAAUGCAGAAGAGAAACUGCAACAUGGAAGAUCGGAUUUCUUAGCAGGCAGUUGUUCGCUGAACCUUGAGCUCAAAAGAUGAUGUGCAGACAUUUUUCCCUAGACAAAAUACAGCAUCACAUCCUGUGAUGCAAGCAGGUAUUUCUCUUACUGAUUCUGGUGGAAGUACACUGAUUUAUGGCAACUGAGCACCUACUAAAGAAUAAACUUAUAUAGGAUCUCACAAUAAACCUGUCUUCUUCAAAUGGUGCUCUCAGAAAAGAUAACAGGAUUCUAAUUAGCAUGUGCAAAGAGAAGUACAUAAUCAUUUUAAUGCAUUGUACAGCUGAAGCUGUGAUAAUACAGGCUAAAAGAUGAUGCUUUUCUGUGAAGGGAAUCAGUUGCAAUUUUUGCUUUUAUGUAUUACCAGCUGUAUUGAUUACCUUCCUUCUGUGUCACUGGUAGCUAGGGAACGUGACACAUUAUCUCAUGCUGCAUUUGGAGGGCAGAAGAGAUUGUUGUAUUUUUUAGAAACCGAUUCCUACAGUGUGAUGGUACCAAUUGGAUGAUCAUACCUGUGCAUAUUAAAAUGUCAGCACAUUAAUUAUUGAAUAGUGCCAGCAGUCAUUUCACUGUCUGGGGUGGGAAGAAGGGGCAGAAAUGAACAGCUCUGAAGUUUAGCAACUGAAAAGAGCAAUUUUUUUACCUCUAAGAGUAUCCUCUGAAAGCUGCAUGGCUCAUGCUGGCUUGUGUGGAAAGGAAGCCAGUAAGAAGAAAAACUUCACUUUCCAGGAUGAAGAGAUGAUGCAUUUACAGACCAAAGUGUCCAUCUCUCUCAUGCCUUGCCUGGUCCUGUAAUGCAUGGAAUUACAUCAGUAAAGAGAACAGAAGUCAUCUAUAGACAUUCUUCAGGAGUUCAGUCCUAAGUCUCUACUGCUGGUGGACAGUGUUUGCAGUGCCAGUGCUGCACAAGUGCUCACCAAAUCCCAUCAAGACUGGGAGGUAACCAGGAGCUGCCUGUGUAAAGUAGGUGUGCAGCAGCAUCUGUUAGGAAUUUAUGUGUCCUGUAAAGCAUUUAUAUGUCUUGUAAAACAGAAGAGAUUGUUUCAGACUGUCUUGAAACAAUAUCAGCUGAGUUAAUAGUCCUGUCAUCAGGCAGAACUUGCAUAGGACUGACCAAAGUCUGAACAUUUCUAGUAAAAAUCAACCUGAGUGUCUCUAAGUGGAGCACAGUCCAGGUUCACUUGUAAAAGAAAUAACUGAUGCACACUUGAAGCAUUCAGCAGUCAAUUCAGGUAGGAGACAGAAUGCCAGAAAUCUCCUUUUACAUUCAAACAUCCAUCCUCUUUUAGUUUUCAGCCACAUCACAACUCGUGUCCAUGGUCAGGUCAGUAGACUGUCACUAUAUUCAACACAAAUAAACCAAGGAUCACAGACCAUCACAGGAAGACAGUGACUGUUCCUCUUGAUACAGCUGGUAGUUCGAACAGUUUACAAUCUUUGCUACAUUAACUGGAAUUUGUUUUGGAUGACAGCAUGAGGAUGCUAUCACAGAGUUAUGGCAUAACUUCUGGCAGACAGAUUUUGCUUUCAAUUCUCUUUAAGUAGAGUUGGUAUAAAACCUAUUUGGUACUCCUGAAUUUUAUGCAUUUAUUCUUGUAAUAGGACAACAGGUGUUGGGGGCUAUGAGAUGCUUGGUCUUUUUCAAAAUCCUAUUCAGUUUACAUAUGCUGGUAUUGCUCAUGAAUGGCAAUAUACUUCAUGCAAAGAAAACUCUGCCCAACUUCAGUGUACUGCUAUUCUGUUUCAUAUGUGCUUUCAUCUUUCAAUAGGUGGGUGAGUAAACAGAAGACUCUAAGCUACCUUUGCAGUACCAUUUAGCUUUUCCUAUACUGUCACCAUGUUUAUUACUAUCUUCCUCAAGGUACUUAGCCCUUCCUUUUCAGCUUAAUAACCAAAUAUCAGGCAGGAAAUUUUCUAAAUUGUUUUAGCACGUUGCUUCAAUCCACACUUUAAGAAUUAACAGUCACCGUAUCUCAAGUAAAUUAUAGGUGGUGGCAUAUUGCCUAACAUCCUGAUGUAAAUGUAAGAUAAAGGCCUACUCCAGGGGGUGUAGUGCAACAUGAAACCCAAGUGCACAGACUUUGUAGAUCAAGUUUUAUCUUAAUUUCAAAAAGCCUCUAAUUAUGCUCAAAUAUGUUCUUUCAGGCAUUCUAACAUCUGGCCUUCAGGAAACCCCACAGUUAACUGCAGUCAAUGACUCUAUGUCAUUCUCUCUUCGCAAGGGAUUUUAGACACUGAAUCUAUACAGCCAUGGCACCUAACCAAAUGGACUUUCACCUCAGGCUGUUUCCAUGCUUUCGGCUUCCUCUAUGUUCAAGGUGCCUCGCUGUCUUAUUUUACCUGCAGUGCUGGAAGGGAGGAAAAAGAUUUGGCCUCUAAGAGCGUACUGAUUCACAAGGAACAUGCUGUUCUAGGGAGGGCACAGCAGGAAGAAAUGUCCUUCAUGGCUUUCAGGGUGAUGUCAGCUGAGUUUCAAAUAGGAGGCCACAGUUCUUAUUGCCAGAGACUGUCACCCAUCUCCAGCACAUAGGAACUCCACGUGGUUAAGAGCACAAGCAGCUUCAAAGGGAAAUUCUGAACAUCUUCACAGGUGAACUUCCAUAUACGGCCAUGAAGCUAUGGGUUGUGAUGGUUGGCAUGCAGAUACAUAUCAGCAUGCCAGAACUUCCACAGCAACAUGUAACUAGUAUACACAAACACAAUUACACAUACAUUUAUUGGGAGAAGGUAGUAGAGUGAUUCAAACAUGUGUCAACAGCUUCCCAGGGUGAGGAUUUAAAAGAGCUAUUUGGUGCAAUAAAGGCUGAUGCUUAAUACACAAUUUUCCACAGGCUGCUUUUUUGCUUAGGACAGCUGAGUGGCUACAUUAGUAAUUCCAGGAAAACUGGAAGCCUUUUAAUGGGUGAGUAGUAGCUGAAACUGUGGGGGCAUUCACGCCACCUUCUGCAGUGUCUUAUUUCGGCUGCAAUGAGUGAGUCUGGUCUCUGUGGAUUUCCUAUACAGGCAGAAAGAGAGGCACUUCUCCAGAGGAUGAUUUAUCAGUGAUUAUUCCAAUACCCUGAAUGAUCUUCCAGAGGAUCUAGCUCUGCUGUGUACAAAGGGCCCCUGAGGAUGUUUGCCUUCUACCAAAUACCCAAGUGUAGAUACCUGCCUGAUGUCCGUUCACAAGCACACACAUCCUGUGUUUGAGGUCUAAAAAAAAAAAAA
Phasianus colchicus (ring-necked pheasant) is the source of this 12728-nucleotide messenger RNA. It is a transcript of the gene LGALSL, whose product is annotated as galectin like. The record is from RefSeq and is a predicted model, not a curated record. Lineage: Eukaryota; Metazoa; Chordata; Aves; Galliformes; Phasianidae. Gene Ontology annotation, molecular function: carbohydrate binding.